This is a messenger RNA of Zea mays, 725 nucleotides long. RefSeq names its product auxin-responsive protein IAA5. The transcript has 3 exons. Gene Ontology annotation, biological process: regulation of DNA-templated transcription. The coding region runs from base 126 to 725 and encodes 199 amino acids. Lineage: Eukaryota; Viridiplantae; Streptophyta; Magnoliopsida; Poales; Poaceae. The record is from RefSeq and is a predicted model, not a curated record. Gene Ontology annotation, cellular component: nucleus.
AAGAUGGCGGCGCAGCAGCAGGCCCCCGCGUCGCGCUCCUCCUCCCGACCUCGCCGUCGAGUCCCUAUUCCCGCCGGACCUCGAUAUCUUCGCAGGCCGCUGGACCCCGCCGGGGCGGGUGACCGAUGCAGUGCGCUCUCGAUCCGUGCAGAGCGCAGGUGGUUGGAUGGCCGCCCGUGCGCAACUACCGGAAGAAUACCCUCGCCGCCGCGACCGCCUCCAGGAGCAAGGCGCCGACGGAGGAGGCCGCAUCCGGAGCUGGGCCCAUGUACGUGAAGGUGAGCAUGGAUGGCGCGCCCUACCUCAGGAAGGUGGACAUCAAGAUGUACUCCAGCUACGAGGACCUCUCCCUGGCGCUCGAGAAGAUGUUCAGCUGCUUCAUCGCUGGUCAAAGUGGUCUGCAUAAAUCAUCGAGCAAAGACAGACUGACUAAUGGCUCAAAGGUGGAUGCCCUCAAAGAUCAGGAGUAUGUCCUUACAUAUGAGGAUAAGGAUGCAGACUGGAUGCUUGUCGGUGAUCUUCCCUGGGAUUAUUUUACCUCUAUCUGCCGGAAGCUCAAAAUCAUGAGGGGCUCUGAUGCAGCCACUGCCGUGGUAGUGUGGCACAUAACUGAAUGUUGCUACAUAACUGAAUUUGUUAGGAGCACACAUUUCAGGGGACGAGGGUUGGGGAAUAUAGGAGUAGGAGGAGGGUAUUCGUCCGCGGUUUGUUCGCUUGGGGAUUGA